Scheffersomyces coipomensis is the source of this 1551-nucleotide messenger RNA. RefSeq names its product Ssh1p (gene SSH1). Gene Ontology annotation, molecular function: ribosome binding; signal sequence receptor activity; transmembrane protein transporter activity. NCBI's taxonomy places the organism in Eukaryota, Fungi, Ascomycota, Pichiomycetes, Serinales, Debaryomycetaceae. The coding region runs from base 1 to 1551 and encodes 516 amino acids. Gene Ontology annotation, biological process: post-translational protein targeting to membrane, translocation; SRP-dependent cotranslational protein targeting to membrane, translocation. Gene Ontology annotation, cellular component: Sec61 translocon complex; membrane. The record is from RefSeq and is a predicted model, not a curated record. The transcript has 2 exons.
AUGUUUCCGUUUUGUCUGAUGACGAUUGGAACUCUGAGACAGUUUGGUUUCUUCAUUCUAGUCCGUCUUCUUGAUUUAGUUAAGUUCUUCUUACCAAUUCUCCCUGAAGUUGAAUUCCCCUAUGAAAGAAUUAGUUUUGAUGAAAGAGUGGUAUUUACCGUUGCAUCAGGGAUUAUCUUCCUUUUUGGUCAAUUACCAAUCUAUGGUUUAGUGGCCAAUGCUCAAUUUAAAAUCAUCGAUCCAUUAUAUAACUUUAGAACCAUUUUCGCCAUGGAAAAGGGUACUUUAUUAGAAUUAGGAUUAUUACCUGCUAUUACUGCUGGUUUUAUUUGGCAAUUAGCUGUGGGAUUAAAAUUCCUUAAUGUUAAUUUAAAUUUAGCUAAAGAUCGUGAAUUAUUUCAAACUGGUCAAAAAUUAACUAGUUUCUUUUUAUCAGUGGUUUAUACUGCUGGAUUAAUCUAUUCUGGUUAUUUUGAUAAUGUUAUUAAUGGUUAUGAUGUCUUAAGUGAUUCAUUACCUUUAGGUUGGUAUGCUUUUAUCUUUGUUCAAAUUGUUGGUUGGUCAUUCUUUACUACUUUAUUAAUUGAAGUUUUCGAUAAAGGUUAUGCCUUUGGUUCUGGUAUUUUAUGUUUCUUAACUUUACAAACUGCAACUAAUGUUAUUAAAGAUUUAGUUGGACUUGAAAUUUUCCCAUUAAUUAAUUCAAAUAAAUCAGAAACUUAUGGAGCUUUAUCAAACUUAUUAAAAAGUUUUACUUCGUUUGAUUUAACUGUUUUAAAACAAAAUAUCAUUAAUGCUUUUACCAGAUCUCAAUUACCAAAUUUAACUCAAUUUUAUAUUUCAAUCUUAAGUAUUUUAGUGGUUAUCUUUUUACAAAAUUUUAGAAUUGAAAUUCCAAUUAGAUCAACUAAAGUUAGAGCUGCUAAUAAUGUUUAUCCAAUUAGAUUAUUAUAUACUGGUGCUUUACCAGUUUUAUUCACUUAUACUGUUAUUAUCAAUAUUCAAAUCUUUGGUUAUUUCUUAGUUAGUAUUUUAACUAAAUAUAAUGUUUCACCAAGUUUAGUGGCUUUAAUUGGGAAAUAUAAUGUUCCAUCAUUUGCUAAUAAUUAUCAAUUAACUACCGGUGUCUUAUUUUAUAUUUCAAAUUCUUCAUCAAUUAUAGCUUCAUUAUUAAGUCCAAUUAAAUCAGUGGUUUAUGUUGCUUUUAGUAUUGUAUUAUCAACUUGGUUUAGUCAAAAAUGGUGUUACAUAUCAGGUUCAGGUCCAAAAGAUACUUCUAAACUUUUUAAAGAUCAAGGUAUAUCAAUUGCUGGUAAAAGAGAUAUAUCAAUCACUAAAGAAUUAUCAAGAGUUAUUCCAGUUGCUGCUGUAAGUGGAGCUUUUUCAUUAAUUGCUUUAGCUUUAGCAGGUGAAAUCCUUGGUGGAUUAGGUAAGGGAGUUUCCAUCAUUGUUGGUGUUAGUUCUGCUUUUGGUAUUUUAGAAGAAUUCUUAUUAGAAUAUCAACAAACCGGAGGUAAUUCUCAAUUCUCAAGUGCUUUUGGAGGAUUAUAA